AUGGUGGCCGUUCUACAGAGCACAUUUGCAAUAAUUUUCAGUAUGGAGUUCAUAGUGGGAACCUUAGGAAAUGGAUUCAUUAUUCUGAUGACCUGCAUAGACUGGGUCCGAAGAAGAAAAAUCUCUUUAGUAGAUCAAAUCCUCACUGCUCUGGCAAUUACCAGAAUCACUCUAAUUUUGUUGGUAUUCAUAGAUUGGUGGGUAUCUGUUCUUUUCCCAGCAUUACAUGAAACUGGUAAGAUAUUAAGAAUGUAUUUUAUCUCCUGGACUGUGAUCAAUCAUUGUAACCUUUGGUUGACAGCAAGCCUGAGCAUCAUUUAUUUUCUCAAGAUAGCCAGCUUUUCUAGCAUUAUUUUUCUUUAUCUAAAGUUUAGAGUUAAAAAUGUGGUUUUUGUGACCUUGUUAGUGUCUCUAUUUUUCUUGUUCAUAAAUACUGCUAUUGUAAAUGUAUAUUUUGAUGUGUGUUUUGAUGGUGUUCAAAGAAAUGUGUCUCAAGUUUCCAGAUUGUAUAACCACGAACAAAUUUGCAAAUUUCUUUCUUUCACUAACCCUAUGUUUGCAUUCAUACCCUUUGUUACGUCCAUGGCAACGUUCUUUCUGCUCAUCUUCUCCCUGUGGAGACAUCUGAAAAACAUGAAGCACAACGCAGAAGGAUGCAGAGACAUCAGCACCACAGUACACAUCAGAGCCUUGCAAACCAUCAUUGUGUCUGUAGUGUUAUACAGUACUUUUUUCCUGUCAUUUUUUGUAAAAGUUUGGAGUUCUGGGUCACCAGAGAGAUACCUGAUCUUUCUGUUUGUCUGGGCUCUGGGAAAUGCUGUUCUUCCUGCUCACACGUUUGUCCUGAUUUGGGGAAACUGUAGGUUGAGGUGGGCCUCUCUCUCCCUGAUGUUGUGGCUCAGGUACAGGUUCAAAAAUAUAGACGUAUAG
This is a messenger RNA of Rattus rattus (black rat), 930 nucleotides long. RefSeq names its product taste receptor type 2 member 113. The coding region runs from base 1 to 930 and encodes 309 amino acids. Gene Ontology annotation, cellular component: membrane. Gene Ontology annotation, biological process: detection of chemical stimulus involved in sensory perception of bitter taste; G protein-coupled receptor signaling pathway; sensory perception of taste. Lineage: Eukaryota; Metazoa; Chordata; Mammalia; Rodentia; Muridae. The record is from RefSeq and is a predicted model, not a curated record. Gene Ontology annotation, molecular function: G protein-coupled receptor activity; bitter taste receptor activity. The transcript has a single exon.